GCUGCGCGCCGAGGCGGUGGUGCAGCCUGGAGCAACCGGCAGCUACGGCGGCCGGGGACCCUGGACCCCUCCCCACGCGAGAAGGAAGGAAGGAUCAAAGCCCCUCCCCGCCAAGGAUGACACUAAACACCCAGCAAGAAGCAAAGACCCCCCUGCGUCGGCGAGCCAGCACUCCACUGCCCCUGUCCCCCCGGGGCCACCAGCCUGGCCUCCUGUGUACAGCACCUUCCACAAAAUUCCAGCAUCCCCGGCUGAGCCAGUCAGCCUCCCUCAAUCCUCCCACCCGGCAACCUUCGCCUGCCCCCAAUGGUUGGUCCUCUGAAUCCAGUGACUCUGAAGGCUCCUGGGAGGCCCUCUACCGCGUGGUACUGCUUGGAGACCCGGGCGUAGGGAAGACCAGCCUGGCCAGCCUCUUUGCAGGGAAGCAAGAGCGGGACCUCCAUGAACAGCUGGGAGAAGAUGUGUACGAGAGGACCCUCACAGUAGAUGGAGAGGACACAACGCUCGUGGUCAUGGACACCUGGGAGGCUGAGAAACGGGAUGAAAGCUGGAGCCAAGAGUCGUGCCUGCAGGUGGGCAGCGCCUAUGUCAUUGUGUACUCCAUCGCGGACAGAGGCAGCUUCGAGAGUGCCUCUGAGCUCCGCAUUCAGCUGCGGCGCACGCAUCAGGCGGACCACGUGCCCAUCAUCCUGGUGGGCAACAAGGCCGACCUGGCACGCUGCCGGGAAGUCUCCGUGGAAGAGGGCCGCGCCUGCGCGGUGGUGUUUGACUGCAAGUUCAUCGAGACGUCGGCCACGCUGCAGCACAACGUGGCCGAGCUCUUCGAGGGCGUGGUGCGCCAACUGCGCUUGCGCCGCCGAGACAGCGCGGCCCCGGAGCUGGCCGCGCCACGAAGGCGGGCAAGCCUCGGCCAGCGGGCCCGUCACUUCCUGGCCCGCCUGACGGCCCGCAGCGCCCGCCGUCGGGCACUCAAGGCCCGCUCCAAGUCCUGCCACAACCUGGCCGUGCUCUGA
Callorhinus ursinus (northern fur seal) is the source of this 1013-nucleotide messenger RNA. The record is from RefSeq and is a predicted model, not a curated record. NCBI's taxonomy places the organism in Eukaryota, Metazoa, Chordata, Mammalia, Carnivora, Otariidae.